AUGAGGUCGCUAUCCCUGUUAACAUUGUUUGUUGCCUUCCUGGCGCCGCUAGCGUCCGCCGUCAAGCUCCUCGAAUCCAAUGCGCUGAAUGUGUGCAUGGAAAGUAGCAAUUUCACUGCCACAUAUUUCAACGUUGUGUUCUACCCUGGAAACAAUUCGCUCACGAUUGGAUUCGAUGGCGUCUCCUAUAUCUCCGGCAAUGUCGUGGCCGACAUGACCCUGACUGCUUAUGGUUACAAGGCUUAUUCGAGCACCAUUGACCCCUGCUCCAUUGAGGGCAUGGGUAUGUGCCCGAUGGCCCCAGGUCCCAUUGAUUUGGGUCCUGUUUCGCUCUCGCUUCCCGACGGCACUUCUUCCAAGGUUCCGGGCAUUGCUUACACGGUUCCUGAUCUUGACGCGAAUGUGCAAAUCAUGAUCAAGAGCAAGGAAACUGGUGAGAAGAUUGCCUGUGUAUCAGCUUCGCUUUCCAAUGGCAAGAGUGUGUACCAGCUGGGUGUGGCAUGGGUAACCGCAAUCAUCUCCGGCUUGGGUCUGGCCGCAUCCGCCAUUACCUCCGGCCUAGGCCACUCCAAUACGGCCGCGCACGUUGCGGCGAACGCGCUCUCUCUGUUCGGCUUCAUGCAAGGCCAGGCCAUGAUUGGCAUGAUCUCGGUUCAUAUGCCCCCGAUUGUGGAAUCUUGGACUCAGAACUUCCAGUGGAGCAUGGGUAUCAUCCACGUUGGCUUCUUGCAGACCAUCUGCACCUGGUAUCAGCGCGCUACGGGCGGUACUCCCUCGACUGUCCUUUCGCAGCUGGGUGACACCUCCGUGGAAGUUCUGAAGCGCCGCAAGCGCGACUUCAUCGACCCAACUAUUAGUUUGAUGAGGCGAACUACUGGUUUGAUCUCGAAACGAGCUGACUCGAGCCAGAAGCUCAUCGUGGUGCGGGGUAUCGAGCGUGUCGGAUUUCGUGCCAACAUUGAAGAGACCAAUAUCUUCCUGACUGGUCUGAUUUUCUUUGUGGUCUUUGUCUGCUUGGUGGUUAUCAUCGUCACCUCCUUCAAGGGCAUCUGCGAGUUGCUCGUCAAGCAUGGCAAGAUGAAGAGUGACAAGUUUCAGGACUUCCGCAAUGGCUGGAAGGUCGUUACCCGUGGUAUCCUCUUCCGUCUCACUCUGAUCGGUUUCGCCCAGAUGACCGUACUCUGCCUGUGGGAGUUCACUCGGCGUGACUCGGCCGCCGAAGUUGUCCUGGCUGUGGUCAUGAUCCUGUCUCUGCUCGUCGCACUGGGCUGGGCGGCUCAGAAGGUCAUUCGCCUUGCCAAGCGUUCCGUCACCAUGCACAAGAACCCGGCUUACAUCCUUUACUCCGAUCCCUCUGCCUUGAAUAAGUGGGGCUUCCUGUAUGUGCAAUACCGGGCCACGGCGUACUACUUUGUCGUUCCGUACCUCGCCUACAUUUUUGUCAAGGGUAUGUUCAUUGGUCUCAGCCAGCCCGCCCCGGUUGUCCAGACUGUGGCCCUGGUGAUCCUUGAGGCCGCCAUGCUGGUUGCUGUCUGCGUGAUGCGCCCAUGGAUGGAUAAAAAGACCAACAUCUAUAACAUUUCCAUUGCUGUCAUCAACUUUCUCAACUCCAUAUUCCUGUUGGUCUUUUCGGAUGUGUUCAACCCUCCCGGCAUGAUGAUCGGUGUCAUGGGAGUCAUUUUCUUCGUGUAUAACGCCGCUUUUGCCCUGGUCCUGCUGGUCCUUGUCCUGAUUGCCUCAGUCUACGCCGUGGUGUCUAAAGACCCGGAUACUCGCUACCAGCCUAUGCGCGAUGAUCGCGGCUCUUUCAUCAAGUCCCAGACCCAGUUGACCACCGAGCUGGAAGCCCUUGGUGCCACUGCCCGCGGCGAUGUCAAGAACGGCACCGGAUAUCACCAGAACCCAUUCGACGACGACUCUGCCUCCAUCUCCAGCGGCACUGGCGCCACUGGCCACCACCGCAACAACCUCGAUGCUACAAACAGCGCUCAAAAUCUGAACCGCCACCAGCCCCCUCCCUCGCCUGUCGACCCGUCAGUACCGCUCUUCCCCAGCAAUGCCUCGACCCACUCAGGUCAUCGGGGGCCACCCCCCGGCUACGACCAAUAUGGUCGGGCUGCAUCACCUGCGCCGCGGAACUAUGACAACGCCCCCGUCGGCGCGUCCGCGCUGGCAACCAACUACAGAGCGCAAAACAACGCCAGUCCCUGGCAACGGGGCGCUGGCUAUGACCACUAG
Molecule: messenger RNA, 2238 nt
Organism: Penicillium canariense
Lineage: Eukaryota; Fungi; Ascomycota; Eurotiomycetes; Eurotiales; Aspergillaceae
Product: transient receptor potential ion channel family protein
Exons: 2
Coding region: 1-2238 (745 amino acids)
Biological process (GO): fungal-type cell wall biogenesis; transmembrane transport
Source: RefSeq, a predicted model, not a curated record